Molecule: messenger RNA, 1665 nt
Organism: Ruditapes philippinarum (Manila clam)
Lineage: Eukaryota; Metazoa; Mollusca; Bivalvia; Venerida; Veneridae
Product: adhesion G protein-coupled receptor B1-like
Exons: 13
Coding region: 13-1665 (550 amino acids)
Biological process (GO): G protein-coupled receptor signaling pathway
Cellular component (GO): membrane
Molecular function (GO): G protein-coupled receptor activity
Source: RefSeq, a predicted model, not a curated record
UCUGAAGCAAGAAUGAGUAAACCACACAGCCCUGUGAUUUAUAUCAGAGAAAAUGAUGUGGCACGAUUUGAAUGCUCUGUUUCUGGGUUUCCGUCGUCUGAAAUAAGAUGGUUUAAAGAUAAUGUCACUCCGCUGGAUUAUACAGAUGAUAUAAGAAUAACAGAAGAUAUUUCUACUUGGUUUACUGCUGAUUACGAAACAGCUUAUGACUUUAGCUAUUUGAAUUAUACUGCAAAACGGACUGAUAACGGCAUGUCAAUUUACUGCACAGGAAAUAACUCUGCUAAUCGGUCUCCCGUGUUGUCUUCAUUGAAGCCAAUAUUGUUUGUUCAAGCGACCCACUGCCUAAAGGAAGUUGACUUACGUAUGAUGCAAUGGGAGAAGACGGACCUGGGAAAAAAUGCGUCCGUAUCAUGUUCAUCGUACCUCCCAGAAUUGUCAGGCCUUAUUUCCCGUCAAUGCUUGGAAAAUGGAACCUGGAUGCAGCCGAUAUAUGACUGUAUAAGUACUGAUGUAGCAGAUAUACAGGAUAUCGUUUUCAGAAUCAAUAGCGGGAAUUUCUCUAAAGAAAUCGGAAAAGUUCUUCAGAAGGCAUCGGAAGUGACGGCAAAUCAAGAUCCAGACAAAGCAUUUCUCUGUAAAGAUCUCGACGUGAUAACUCAAACGUUAGAGAAAAUAGUUUCUUUAGAAGACUGGGCAGUUACUUUAAAUCAGUCUAAAAACUUUAUGAUGACUGUAAGCAAUAUUCUUGAAACAAUGAACACAAUCGUCUUGCAAAGCAAUUCUACAAACUUGAAGGAUACUAAGUGUUACCAAGGAGUAUGGAAACUUCUUAAUAUCGCCAGUGCGUUUUCUACAAUUCUUGGAGGAACCUUAGAUGAGACCACUUCUAACAAAGAGAGAACAAUACACACCGAGAAUGUUCUACUUCAGGUGAAUCAAGUGAACAGUUCUAGUUCUGUUGGACUCACGUUUCCAGAUGCCGAUAAAUAUCCUGAACUCUCACAAAUAGCCACUUUAAAACUAUCUGUUGAUUCUUUGAAAGGAUCGACACUGUUCUAUGGUAUACUAUAUAAAAAUGUGUCUGCUUUGCUAGCAGCAGAAACUACAUAUGACAGCUUUAAAAAUGGUUUUCUGAAUUCUGCUGUGAUGGGUGCUAAACUGGACAACUGGAAAAACAAUAGUGACUUCAAAGUUACCAUUAAAUUUCAACACUUGAAGGAAAGUAACUGGCGAAAAACGUGUACUUUCAUGUCUGAAAACAGCACAACGUGGAUGAAAGAAGGGUGCUAUGUGAAAACAUCAGGUUCAACAACAACCACUUGCGACUGUAACCAUUUGACAAACUUUGCAAUUCUUAUGAGUCCUUGGACAGAGAAUAGCGCAGAAACAGAAACAUUGAGAAUCAUAACUAUUGUCGGCUGUUCUUUUUCAACUUUAGGUUUAGUAAUUACUGUCAUGAUACAUUUAUACAUGUGGAGGUAUUUGAAAUCAGAUAGAGCUACUAUUUUGAUGCACUUAUGUGUUGCUAUGGCAACAUCCUAUGUUAUUUUCCUCGGCGGUGUUGACAGAACAAACAACAUUGUAUAUUCUUUAACGAUAUGUGCAGGGUCUUUGAGCAAAACACAAUACGUAGUUAAGUUAUAUGCGUUAAUAAAAUAUUGA